AGAGAGAGAGAGAGAGAGAUUUGCGAUGAAACAAAACGAUUAGACAAAGACACGCAUCCACGUGGAUGCUCCUGGAGCUCCCUUGAAUUUCUGUCUGUUAAAAGUCUUUGAUUGUCGGAGGAUGCAAGUUAGGGAGAGAGAGAAAGAUAGGGAGAGAGAGAGAGAGAGAGAGAGAGAGAGAGAGAGAAACUUGUUUCAUUGAUGAGUUAGCUCAACACCGGAGGCUGUUAUGUUUCUGAUCUUGAUCAUUCUAGAUACCAAACGAGCCAGGCAGGGAGAGAUAUAAUUCACGCAUUCUAGGACCAUCUCCAUCGAUGUUUGAUAUCAGUUGAUUCUUUGUAGGAUCUUGAGUUUGUCGCCAUUUUGAGGAUUUGCAAUUCUCUCUUCUGGGUUUGGCUCAGAAUCUCAAGAAACGUUAGGGAGAGAACAGAAAAAUGGGGGUGGAUUAUUACGGGAUAUUGAAGGUGGACAAGAACGCGACGGACGAUGAUCUGAAGAAGGCGUACAGGAAACUGGCAAUGAAGUGGCAUCCCGACAAGAACCCCAACGACAAGAAGGAAGCCGAGGCCAAAUUCAAGCAGAUCUCUGAAGCCUAUGAGGCAAGCUUUCCCACUUUGAUGCAGGUUUUGAAUGACCCUCAGAAAAGGGUGAUCUACGAUCAGUACGGCGAGGAAGGCUUGAAGGACAUGCCCCCUCCCGGUAGCAGCGGCAACUCGAGCGGUUUCAACCCCAGAAACGCAGAAGACAUAUUCGCGGAGUUUUUCGGGAGUAGCCCUUUCGAGUUUGGGUCAUCAGGACCUGGAAGGUCGAUGAGAUUCCAAUCGGAUGGGGGCGGAGGAAUGUUCGGGGGAUUUGGCGGAGGCGAGAACAUUUUCCGAACGUAUAGCGAAGGGGGUGGCGCUAUGCCCCGUAAGCCGCCACCGAUCGAGAGCAAGCUGCCUUGCACUCUCGAGGAACUAUACUCGGGAUCGACAAGGAAAAUGAAGAUAUCAAGAACAGUGAUGGACGCCAAUGGCCGACACACCGUGGAGACGGAGAUACUGACGAUCGAGGUGAAACCCGGAUGGAAGAAAGGAACGAAGAUCACUUUCCCCGACAAAGGGAACGAGCAGCCGAACCAACUCCCCGCCGACCUCGUGUUCGUGAUAGACGAGAAGGCCCACGACGUUUACAAAAGAGACGGCAAUGACCUCAUCCUGAACCACAGGGUGACGCUGGCGGAGGCGAUCGGCGGCACGACCGUGAAUCUCGCCACGCUAGAUGGCCGGGACCUGUCGAUCCCAGUGACAGACAUCGUGAGCCCCGGUUACGAGCUGGUAGUCGCGAGGGAAGGGAUGCCCAUAGUGAAGGAGCCCGGGAACAGGGGAGAUCUGAGGAUCAAGUUCGAGGUGAAGUUCCCGACCAGAUUGACGGAGGAGCAACGAGCGGGGCUCAAGCGCGCACUCGGGGGUUGAGACAACCGUACCUACAUACAUUAUACAUGCACACACGACUGCACAGCGAAAAGCAUCAUUCGCGGCGGCUUCCGGAUGUCGGCCGAGGCAAACACUGAUCGGAGAUGUUUGUACAUGAGGACAUCCUAUGUGAUCCGUUCCACAUUCUUUCUUUUAUCUCCCUCGAAACCCCUUUUGAGGGUAGAGAUAUCACCCUUCAUGUAAUUGAUCAGAGUUGAACAGUGAUGGUGUUCCUUCUUUUCUAUGUUACAUAGCGUGAAAAUUACGGACAAUCAGUUCCGGGUU
Molecule: messenger RNA, 1739 nt
Organism: Syzygium oleosum
Lineage: Eukaryota; Viridiplantae; Streptophyta; Magnoliopsida; Myrtales; Myrtaceae
Exons: 3
Coding region: 435-1454 (339 amino acids)
Cellular component (GO): cytosol
Molecular function (GO): protein-folding chaperone binding
Source: RefSeq, a predicted model, not a curated record